AAACCAAAAGCAAUGUCCAGCAAAAGAAACAAUUAGACGCAGCCAUCCAUGUAUUGCCCACUUCUGAUCUCAAAGCCUCAACACAUAAGACUCGCAAACGAAUUAUCAAAACGGAUUCGACGGAUGUUUUGGACCCGAUUUCACCCAAAAGAUCGGCUAAAUUGUUGUGUUCUUUUUGUGACCGGUGUUUUAACAAGAAUUUUGAUUUACAACAACACAUCAGAUGUCAUACGGGAGAGAAACCUUUUCAAUGCAUAGUCUGCGGCAGAGCUUUUGCACAGAAAAGUAAUGUGAAAAAGCAUAUGCAGACGCAUAAGGUAUGGCCGGAUGGGUUGGCGCACACUCUUCCACCGCAAAACUCG
Medioppia subpectinata is the source of this 362-nucleotide messenger RNA. The record is from the annotation of a GenBank genome assembly. Lineage: Eukaryota; Metazoa; Arthropoda; Arachnida; Sarcoptiformes; Oppiidae.